GGCCCGUACGGCGCAUCUCUAACCCCGGAGGAUCUGGGUCGGCUACUAUGGUCCUUUGCCAAACUCAACUUAUGGGGGCCAACCACACUGGCCAUCAUUGAUCAGUUCUCUAAGUCCCUUCGGAUAGACGUGCCGUACGGUCCUUGGGGCACGCUAUCCCUCUGGUCCUUAGGACGGGCGCAGCAGGCGGCGCGAGUGGCGGGAAAUGCGCACCCAAUGGCGAGUGGCGGCGGCGUUGACCGAAGGUUGACCGGCGCGGCGGCGGUCGUGGCGGCGGCUCGUCCGAAGUUCCUUCCGUCGCUGCUGGACUUUGUGUGUCGCAACGCGGGCGAGCUGAAUGACCAGGGCCGCUCCAACUUCUUUUGGGCAGUGGGGCAGCUGGGGGUGAGGGAGCCCCGCUACCUGGCUGCUGUGGGCGCCCCGCUGUGCUCCCGCCUGCCCGACCUGGUGUCCCAGAACAUCAGCAACGUGCUGUACGGCUGUGCGCUGCUGGACCUGGACAGGCGGGCAGUGGCUGCCGUCCAGACCCACGCCCCCUUCCUCUCCGCCCUCGCGACCGAAGCAGCCCGGCGGAAGCUGUCCGGCUUCCAGAGCCAGGAGGUCAGCAACCUGGUGUGGGCAGCGGCCAAGCUAGACCUGCCGGAGUGCGGCGCCCUCUUUCAGGCGGUGUGCGACAUGAUCGCCACCUCCGACUACCACCGCAGAUCCGUGGCGCAGGAGUGGGCAAACACGCUGUACGGCAUGUCGCUCAAGGACCACUACGACCCAAGGAUCUUUGAGAAACUCCGGCAAGCGGUUCUGGGCGAAAAGGAAGCCGAAUCCUCCUCUUCCUCCUCCUCCUCCUCCUCCUCCUCCUUGUCAGCAAGCCGCUUGCAGCACCCCCAGCAGCAGCUCCCC
Messenger RNA from Astrephomene gubernaculifera, 897 nucleotides. Lineage: Eukaryota; Viridiplantae; Chlorophyta; Chlorophyceae; Chlamydomonadales; Astrephomenaceae. The record is from the annotation of a GenBank genome assembly.